ACUACGUAAAACACUUAAACUCGAAAAAAAAAAUCAUCAAAUAAAAAAAUGGGGUAGUCUUUAAAGGAACAUUCUUCGGAGGUCGGGCAAUGAAAAAGAACGGAGGGAAUAUUAUAUUACACGCAAAAUGAAUGAAUCUAGAUAUCUCGUAUAAUUGCGGUUCUCUCCUUUUAAGCGAUCUUCUCAUUCACUCUUUUAUUGUUUUUCACUCUGUUCAUCACUCACUUCACCUUCAAUGGCGACAGCAAAACUGGGAUCAUUCCGAUACUCUUUUGCAGAGAGGAGAGAGAAGAAAAAUCUCUCUAAAGAUUACCCAUCUUCUUUGGGUCUUCCUCUCUUAGAUGAACAUUAUCAACAACACCAACAUCAACAACAUACAAACUGUUUCGUUUCUUUACAACAUAAGUUUGUAAAUUGGUGUAAUGGGUUUCGAGAAUUUACCGUAAAAGCUUUUCAAAUGGGAAAAUCGGAUCCUAGAAAAGUGGUUUUUUCUGCGAAAAUGGGUCUUGCUUUAACACUUCUUUCGUUUCUGAUUUUUCUGAAGAAGCCAUUUGAAGAUCUUGGGCGUUACUCUGUUUGGGCGAUUCUUACUGUUGUUGUCGUCUUUGAAUUUAGUAUUGGAGCAACCCUUAGCAAGGGAUUCAAUCGUGGAUUGGGGACAUUAUCGGCUGGAGGACUUGCUCUGGGCAUGGCAAUGUUGUCAACUUUAGCUGGAGAUUGGGAAGAACUUGUAAUUAUCAUUAGCAUCUUUAUUAUAGGAUUUAUUGCCACCUAUAUGAAACUCUAUCCUACAAUGAAGCCUUAUGAGUAUGGAUUUAGAGUUUUCCUGUUGACAUACUGCUUCAUCAUGGUGUCUGGGUAUAGAACAAGGGAAUUUGUCAAUACAGCUGCUACUAGAUUCAUACUUAUUGCACUGGGUGCUGCUGUUUCAUUGUUGAUAAACACCUGCAUAUACCCGAUAUGGGCUGGAGAGGAUCUGCACAACUUGGUGGUGAAGAACUUUAUGAAUGUUGCAGUUUCUUUAGAAGGUGUUGUGAAUGGAUAUCUGAGCUGUGUUGAAUAUACUCGAGUCCCCUCAAAAAUUCUUACAUUUCAAGCUUCUGAUGAUCCACUUUAUAGUGGGUAUAGGUCAGCUGUAGAUUCAGCAAGUCAGGAGGAAACUUUGGUAGGUUUUGCUAUCUGGGAACCACCUCACGGUCCUUACAAAAUGCUUACAUAUCCAUGGAAAUCCUAUACCAAAGUAAGCGGAGCUCUGAGGCAUUGUGCAUUUAUGGUCAUGGCCAUGCAUGGCUGUAUACUUUCUGAGAUUCAGGCGCCUCCUGAAAGAAGACAGAUUUUCCGUAGUGAGCUUCAGAAAGUCGGUAAUGAAGGUGCUAAAGUGCUGCGUGAACUGGGAAACAGAAUAAAAAGAAUGGAAAAGUUAGGUCCAGAAGAAGAUAUACUUUACGAAGUGGAUGAAGCAGUAGAAACAUUACAAAAGAAAAUUGACAAAAAAUCAUAUCUUCUUGUCAAUUCAGAGUUUUGGGAGAUUGGAAAUCCUCAAAAUCCUGGACAAACUCCAGAUUUCCUGACAGCAGAUUAUGAAAGUGCAAUGCCAGAAGUGAAGUCAGUCAGUGACCUUCAAGCACUACAUACAAGCCUUGAUGGUGAAAACAACCAUGGAACCCACAGGAAGCAGGCAUCUUUGCCUGCUCCACUGUUGUCCGUUGAUGAAAAUAAGGAACGAAAUCAAGAUGAGUCAAAGACUUAUGAGAGUGCAAGUGCUUUAUCUUUAGCAACCUUUUCUUCCCUUUUGGUUGAAUUUGUUGCGAGGCUCCAAAAUCUUGUUGAAGCUUUUAAAGAACUUAGUGAGAAAGCGGAAUUUAAGGAACCUGUUCACCAUCAAACACCAGAAGUAUUUGUUGCUUGAAUUGGGUUCUUAAGAGAUUCGUGGUUCUAAGCACCAGAUGCCACAUUUUCUGUCAUGGCAAGCACAAGGAGAACCCUGCAAAGACAUGGAUUGUAUGUAACAUAGCAGCGAGCCUAUGAGCCCUUUGAAGUCUACAAAGGUGAAGUUUGAGGUGUUUGCAGCAGGAGCACGUACUUGGUAAGUAAUCCGUACGUCGUAGACAAGAAACUACAACAAUGUUAUAGGUUACAUUGGUAUGAUGUAUAUCAAUUACAGUUCAAUCAUGAAUAAUGAAGCCGGAGAAAUGGGCCAGACACAACACCUACCUAUAAUAUUCUUCUUCUAUACUCGACUUAAAUGGGUUAUUGACUAUUCUAGAUCCCUCAGUUUAUCCGAUCAAUCAAUAUAAUUGAUUGUGUAAAAGAUUUGAUUGUGGGAGUUGAACAAAAAUGUUCAUCCUAUCAAUAUCAACUCGACUACUGAUCUUACUUUGAUUAUAUCUUUAUAUGUGAACUUUUUGAUUUCUCCAUAAUGCUGGAAUCAAAUCAUAUGUUCCUUAUUA
Molecule: messenger RNA, 2450 nt
Organism: Chenopodium quinoa (quinoa)
Lineage: Eukaryota; Viridiplantae; Streptophyta; Magnoliopsida; Caryophyllales; Amaranthaceae
Product: aluminum-activated malate transporter 9-like
Exons: 6
Coding region: 236-1909 (557 amino acids)
Biological process (GO): malate transport
Cellular component (GO): plant-type vacuole membrane
Source: RefSeq, a predicted model, not a curated record